AUGAAGCCAGCGGAGGACGCGGCCGUCCCGGAGGCAAUGGCAACGGCGACGCCGCCGGCGGCGGCGGCGCAGACGGUUUGGUACGAUCCCAUGUCUUCGCCACAGGCGCCGGCGCCGCACCAGCAGCCGGCGAUAGAGGCUGUGGCGGAGACCUCGCCAUCAUCGGUGAGCUCCGACGCGCGGCCUCUCAGGGUGUACGCCGACGGCAUCUACGAUCUCUUCCACUUCGGUCAUGCGCGCGCGCUCGAACAGGCUAAGAAGUCAUUUCCCAACACCUACUUGCUGGUAGGUUGCUGCAGUGAUGAGAUCACCCACAUGUACAAAGGAAAGACCGUCAUGACCGAGGACGAGCGCUAUGAAUCGCUUCGGCAUUGCAAGUGGGUUGACGAGGUUAUAUCGGAUGCUCCAUGGGUGAUCAACCAGGAGUUCAUCGACAAGCACAACAUCGACUAUGUCGCUCACGACGCGCUCCCAUAUGCUGACACGAGUGGAGCUGCCAAUGAUGUCUAUGAAUUUGUGAAAGCUAUUGGGAAGUUCAAGGAGACAAAGCGCACUGAGGGCAUCUCGACAUCGGACAUCAUCAUGAGGAUCUUGAAGGACUACAACCAGUACAUUAUGCGGAAUCUGACCCGGGGGUACAGCCGUAAAGACCUUGGCGUCAGCUAUGUUAAGGAGAAGCAACUGAGAGUCAACAUGGGGAUUAGCAAGCUAAGGGAGAAGGUGAAGGAGCAUCAAGAGAAGUUUCACAGUGCGGCAAAGAUAGCUGGAACCAACCCUGUGGAGUGGAUGGAGAAUGCAGACCGUUGGAUUGUUGGGUUUCUUGAGAAGUUUGAGGAAGGUUGCCACAUGAUGGAAACCGCCAUUAAAGAUCGAAUUCAGGAGGGAUUGAAGAGGCAAGGCAGGUCAGAGUCAAACCUUUCUGGAGAUGACUCCGACUCGUAA
This is a messenger RNA of Miscanthus lutarioriparius, 942 nucleotides long. The record is from the annotation of a GenBank genome assembly. NCBI's taxonomy places the organism in Eukaryota, Viridiplantae, Streptophyta, Magnoliopsida, Poales, Poaceae.